ACCUGAGCCCCCAGUUUCUCCUUUGUACAUUGGAUGGCAGUAGAGGUCUUUGAGCAGACUCUUUUGAGGCGUGUCUUGUCCCACAGUCCAGACGCCAUGGGUGCCUUCUUGACGAAAUAGCAUGCAGUUAAAACGUUUGGAAAUCAGCGGGUGGAUCGAUGAUAUUGUUUCUUUAUUAUUUUAACUAGUCUCUACUAACUCUUCUCUACGACAAUGUCUGCAAUUAAAAGCUUAACGGUGACUUACGACGCGUUGAAUGAGUACGGGACGUUUUCUGAGGGAGACACUGUAACUGGAAAAGUGAUACUGGCCUUGUCAAAGGAGACCGCCAUAGAAAGCCUGUUUGUGAAAGCUAAAGGAGACGCAGAUGUGCAUUGGACGAAAAGGAACGGCGACCGAACUUACACGUACUCCGCACACAACAGAUAUUUUAAACUGAAGCAGUUUUUAAUCCCAGAGAAUACAAAGGACACUGUACUUCCCCAAGGCACCCAUGUCUAUGAAUUCCAUUUUAACAUACCACCAGGAAGCAUGCCUGCAUCCUUCAAGGGGAGUCACGGAAAGAUUGUCUACAAGCUGGAAGCCAAGCUGUCCAGGAGUUGGAGGAUGGACCAUACAGUAGAAAAGGAGAUACAUUUUGUCUCCAAAUCCUUUCCAAACCUUCAGUCCUUGAUGUCACACCAAGCUGGUUCAACAAACAAAGAGAUGGGAUUUUUCUCAAAAGGAAAUGUGCACAUGGAUGUCAUGCUUGACGGCAGGGCUUAUGCCCCAGGUAAAACCAUGUCAAUUGUUGCAAAAAUCAACAAUUCCUCAUCCAGUGAGAUGACACCCAAAUUCAGUCUAAUCCAGGAUGUCGUGUACCGUGCCAACGGCAAUACCAAACAUGAGGGCAACGUUAUCCACAAAGUGGUUGACCAUUGUAUUAAACCCCAAACACAGAAGGAGGUUACAGUUGCAAUAAAUAUUCCUUGUGGUCUGAUGCAGACAAUCCAGAAUUGUGACAUUAUCUCAGUGGAAUACCAUUUGAAGGUGUACCUGGACAUCAGCUUUGCUUCUGAUCCAGAGGUCAUGUUCCCUGUGAUAAUUCUUCCUCCUGACUUAGCUCCUGGCCCUCACCAUGGUUUGGUUGCAGGUCCCUAUCCAGCUGGGGCUGUUGGGGGCCCAAGCUACAGUGACUUCCCUCCCCCUGCAGUGUCUAUGGGUCCCUAUCCAGUAGGGGCUGUUGGGUACCCAACCAACAGUGCCUUCCCUCCCACUGCAAUAUCUAUGAGUCCUUAUCCUGCAUCCGCACAUUCAGGCAGUUACGAAUACCUAGCACCACCACCUGUGUACCCAUAUACCUCAUCGGUGAAUACUGGUCCACCAGGUGUGAACCCGGCACACAUGAGUGGGUGCUACAGUAACCCAGUGCCACAGCUGCCUUCUCCAUAUGGUGGUCCAUCUCCAUUUUCAUCUUCUUCAUCAUCAUCUUCUGUUCUUCACCCUCCACCUACUGCCCAAACAUUUCACCCACGUCCAUGUGCUCCUUCUGCACCAAUGAUGAACACAGACUUCCUGUCUCAGUCGGAGGAAGCUCCUCCAGCUUAUUCAAUCCUUUUCCCGUCUUCUGCUACUGAAAAAUCUGAUCCAAAAUAACAGAAUGUAUGAUUGACUAAAUUGUGAAGCAAAAUACUUAUAGUAAAAAAUGUGAAGUCUGGUCAGCUAAAAAGUGUCUUUAACACUUUAGGUGUGCAUAAAAAGGGCAUUGUAUACAAUAUUUACUGUUUGCAUGUUAAGAAUUGUAUACAAAAAUAGGGCUUUUGCAUUAAAUGUUAUAGUUGUU
Molecule: messenger RNA, 1822 nt
Organism: Micropterus dolomieu (smallmouth bass)
Lineage: Eukaryota; Metazoa; Chordata; Actinopteri; Centrarchiformes; Centrarchidae
Product: arrestin domain-containing protein 3-like
Exons: 6
Coding region: 214-1635 (473 amino acids)
Biological process (GO): protein transport
Cellular component (GO): plasma membrane; cytoplasm
Source: RefSeq, a predicted model, not a curated record